Molecule: messenger RNA, 3531 nt
Organism: Cyclopterus lumpus (lumpfish)
Lineage: Eukaryota; Metazoa; Chordata; Actinopteri; Perciformes; Cyclopteridae
Gene: synpo2la
Product: synaptopodin 2-like a
Exons: 4
Coding region: 1-3531 (1176 amino acids)
Biological process (GO): positive regulation of actin filament bundle assembly
Cellular component (GO): actin cytoskeleton; Z disc; nucleus
Molecular function (GO): actin binding
Source: RefSeq, a predicted model, not a curated record
AUGGUUGUGGAGGAAGCGAUAAUUACGUUGUCCGGUGGAGCGCCGUGGGGCUUUCGUCUCCAGGGAGGCGUGGAACAUCAGAAAGCGCUGCAGGUGGCGAAGGUGCGUAAACGCAGCAAGGCAUGCAGGGCCGGGCUUCGGGAGGCCGAUGAACUGGUGUUCAUCAACGAACAGCCAUGUGGAACGCUAUCCCAUGCCCAGGCCAUGGACCUCAUCGACGGCUCCCCUGGGUUAUUACACAUCCGGGUCAGAAGGGUGCCUGUUGGUUUCCAGUCCGUGGUGCUCGUGACCCGCGCCCCAUCUCCCCGUAUAGACAAAGAAUACCGCGCUGCUCUGCGUGCCAUGUCCCCCAACCACCCCCACCACGCACUCAUCCGUGAAGUCGACCGUAGCCACUCAUCCGCAACCAGUGGAUUGACAUCUCCGCCUGGAAGUGAGGCUUACUACGGCGAAACGGACAGCGACGCGGAUGUGGCGGGCUACGAGAGGCAGCGUCGGCAGAAACGCCGCAGCCCUAGCAACUCUACCCCGGGGAAACCAGCAGGCCGAGCCUCACCUGAGGGUGGAGAGACGUCAGAGAUGAGUGGCUAUGACAGCGCUCCCGACGCACAUGUUUACCCCAGUUUGUUGGAUGGAGGUGGGGGUCUACCAGGGGUGGCACGCAGGGAGGUGGUUUACCAGCCUCCUGUUCCAGGAUUGUGGUCCUCACAGACAUCCACUGAGACAUCCUCCAUCAUCUCCUCAGCAGAUGACCAGGGGCCACGGGAUGGAGGGCAAGAGGAGGAUAGUGCCUUUCUUGAGCCAUCCAACGUGCCACUAGUGUCCCCUGAGAGGGCAAAGGAGGCCCGAAUGCUAAGCUCCCGCAGCCAGCUUGUACCCAUGGUGGGUCCGUUGAAUAAACCCAUCGACGAGGAGCUUUCAACAACCUACAUGGAAAAGGCCAAACAAGCCAAACUGAACCGAGGGGAUACUGUGCAAGACAAGAACGUAAAAGAGGCCAAAAGCAAGUGUCGAACAAUUGCAUCGCUACUGACUGAUGCUCCAAACCCUCACUCCAAAGGGGUGCUGAUGUUCAAGAAGAGGCGGCAGCGCUCCAAGAAGUACACUCUCACCAGUUUUGGUAGUGUGGAUGAGGAUAGGUGUCAGGACUCCCAAGAGGAAGAUGGGGUAUUCCCUGGCAGCGAAUCAGAGUUUGACGAGGAUGGCUUCUCUGCCGUUCCUGAUCCAACUUGGGAUAGUGACUGCUUGGAUAGGCUUGAGAAGAGGGCAACUGCAGGCACUGAAGGUCGUGGGGAUGGGGCAGAGGAUGCUCCAAGCCCAGGGUUGAGUAACACCACAGGCAAGGGAGCCCAGUUGUUUGAGCAGCAGAGAAAGAGGGCUGCUGAGCAUGCCAAGAAAGUUGAGGGGGCACAACCACAGGCUUCUGCACAGUCUCACGUCCAGGGGCAGGCCCAAAUGUACCAGUUGCAUCCAGAAAGGCAGCCACACCUCCAGCCUCAGCAGAUGAUACCGCCUGGCCUGAUAGCCAAACAACAAGAGCUGUCUCAGGCCCCAGGUCCAGUUACAGCCUAUGGAAUGUCUAAUGGGGAUAUAUCCUACUCUGCAGUUAGUAGUAGCAUGAUGAUGUCAACUCCACCUGUGGCACCCAAACCAGCUACGGCCUCAGUGACUGUUCCGACCAGACCUGCACCACCAGCUGAAACACCUAGUAAUGUUCUCAACAGAACGGCACGUCCUUUCACUCCUGGCUUCAUCAGCUUACGAGCUGCAACAGCGCCUGUAAUGUUCAAACCUCCUGUCACAAAGAUGAGCCAGCGCCCUGCCUCAGCAGCUGUUGUGCCAUCACGGUUCUCCACUGCUUCUGAACUAGCCAUGAAUGCUACAUCAGUAACAUCACAGCUACCCCCUAGUACUCCGUCAGUGUCCUCCAUCCCAUUCUUUGUACCUCAAGGUCCCUUUGCCCAGACUCCAGAACCUACCUUUUACUCUCCAGCUGUCUCUACCUCUGUAGAGAAAAUGCAGUCAUUUCCACAAAUGACUUCCGGUUAUCAGGCUUCAUUUGUAGCUAUGCCCCAAGUGUCUGUGGCUCCACAAGCACCAAUGGCUCUAGCCCCAGCUUUUGCUGUAUCUCAAAUGUAUGGUUCACCUGAACUGUUUGCCCCAGCGCCUCCACUGCAAGUGCCAGUUGCUCAGUCACACCCACCUCAAUUUUUCAUGGCACCUGUAGCUACAUUGUCAGUAGUCUCUCAGCCAGAAGCAGUAGCGCCAACCCCUGUUCCUGGUCCAACAGGUCGCACAGGAAUCUUAAAUGAUGCUCGCAGACGAGGUGGCAAACCCAAACCUAUGUUCAAUGUGCCGGAGGUCAAGAAGAACUCCCCAAAUCCAGAUUUAUUGUGUAUGGUGCAGAAUCUGGAUGACAGGUCCACUCGACACAAAUAUGGCCAACCACCAUCUGAAGAUAUUUAUGAUGACGUAGAGGAGCAGAGGAGUUUUGAGGCGGGCAUGGGAAGGGCACCUCCUCCAGUGGCACCCAAGCCUCGGGUCAUCCACGAGACCCCACCAUUUCUUCAAGCAGGGGGUAAGGGGGCCCAGCUGUUUGCCCGCAGACAGAGUCGAAUGGGUACGUAUGUAGUGGACACCCCACUCCAGACCCCUUACCAGCAGGAGGUGGCCUCACACAGUGCAGCCACAGUGCUUGACUCCUCCCCCAAUCCUUCAUUUCCCUCUCAGUGGAAAUACUCCCCAAAUGUCCGUGCUCCUCCACCCAUUGGGUACAAUCCACUCCUGGCCCCCUCUAUCCCUACUGGGCCUCAGAGGAAUAUAGGGAAGCCAGACAGCAGGGGUAGAGGAGGCUCCCAAAGAGAGGGCAUUCAAGCUCUGGAUUUCAUGAGAAGGCAGCCCUACCAGCUCAACUCUGCCAUGUUCAACUAUGGGGGCAGUGUUGCUAAUCUAUCAGCCAUGCCCUCUUACCAGGCCCAGAGGCAGCAUGGUGACUACAGGAUGGUGGGCAGCUCAUUAGCCUCACCGAAGCAGAUCCCCAUCAAAACAACCCGUGUCCUCGAGGUCAAGCGAUUCUCCACACCCACACCCAUGUCAGCUCCUACUCUGGCUACCAAGGUUAUUGCACCCCGCUCGGCAACUACGCUUGGAGAACGUUUAUAUGAUUCUGGAAUGAUCUCCCCACCUUUUGCUCAUUUCACUCCGACCCCACCCCCUUUCUUGAAACCAAUACCAAUCAGUGCCCCGAAGCCAGCUUUGCCUCCCUCUCAACCAGCUGGGCUGCCCGGCCUCCCAAAAUUCUCUGCCACCCCUAUUCCACACCCUGUGCCCCCUGCAGUCCCUAAACCGUACACUCCCGUAUCAUACAUCAGUGGGCUCCAGGCAGCCAAGCAGUUCCAGAGUGCUCCUGAACUCAGUAUCCUUGCCUCUUUGCCCCCACUCAAGCCCGACCCAGUUCAGGCACCCAAACCACAUUUUGUUGCCACCAAGGGAGGUGUCCAGCCCCGUGUUUGGAGGCCAGGGGCAAUGUAA